This is a messenger RNA of Babesia microti strain RI, 396 nucleotides long. Its product is annotated as CGI-141 protein homolog, putative. NCBI's taxonomy places the organism in Eukaryota, Apicomplexa, Aconoidasida, Piroplasmida, Babesiidae. The transcript has a single exon. Gene Ontology annotation, biological process: retrograde transport, endosome to Golgi; endoplasmic reticulum to Golgi vesicle-mediated transport. The record is from RefSeq and is a predicted model, not a curated record. The coding region runs from base 1 to 396 and encodes 131 amino acids.
AUGCUACUGGUGGGUUUGGCCAUUCUGUUCAAUUGUGUGGGCCUGCUGUUGCUGUUCGACCGCUUUUUUCUAUGUCUUUCAAGCUUCCUGAUGAUAGUGGGUCUUUAUACGUUAUUGGGAUGGCGCAAGUUCAUCAAGUUUUUCUGGGCCCGCCAUAAGCGUGUGGGAACGAUCGCCUUUUACGGGGGAUUUUUUGUCAUUCUAAUAGGAUUUUCAUUCGUUGGCUACUUCAUCCAAAUUUUCGGCCUCUACAAAUUAUUUGUGACGUUCAUCCCGAAUUUAAUAACUUACUUGGACGUCACCCCAGCUUCGGGACUGCUAAAGCUCCCCCUCCUUAACUAUAUCGCCAAUUACUUUAAACACUCGCCAUCCAACUCUCAAAAUUUGCCACUUUGA